This is a messenger RNA of Ascochyta rabiei, 504 nucleotides long. RefSeq lists its product as uncharacterized. The record is from RefSeq and is a predicted model, not a curated record. Gene Ontology annotation, molecular function: fatty acyl-CoA hydrolase activity. The transcript has 4 exons. Lineage: Eukaryota; Fungi; Ascomycota; Dothideomycetes; Pleosporales; Didymellaceae. Bases 1 to 504 code for a protein of 167 amino acids.
AUGUUUUCCAAACAGGGCGAUAUGACGGCUGAGCAAAAGGCUCGAAAAUGGUUCGAGAUUGCGAUUUCGGAAGACUAUGAAGGUCACGAUUCUAUGCUUCCCAAGAUCCUCACUCUUGAGUCUGUCACAGUAGCGCCUACAAAGGGCAAUCCGCAUGACUCUCGUGUAGUCUACAGCUUCACAGUGCCAAAGGAGUUGUGUAAUAUGGGAGGCAAUCUACACGGAGGCGCGGUCGCGUUGAUCUUCGACAUAUGUACCUCAACGGCCAUCACAGCUGUCAGUCGCGACGGCUUCUGGGAUACAGGUCACGUCAGCCGCAAUUUGAACUGCACCUACCUGCGACCUGCUGCCGAGGGCACAAAAGUCUACGUGAUCAGCGAAGUAGUUCAUCUGGGGAAACGGCAGGGUCUCACAAGGGGAGAGAUCAGGCUGGAGACGGAAGAUGGCAAGAUAGCAUACACUUGCGAGCAUGGAAAGGCCGCCAUUGGACAAUCGAGUCUUUGA